Molecule: messenger RNA, 4243 nt
Organism: Nymphaea colorata (pocket water lily)
Lineage: Eukaryota; Viridiplantae; Streptophyta; Magnoliopsida; Nymphaeales; Nymphaeaceae
Product: DNA ligase 4
Exons: 27
Coding region: 159-3725 (1188 amino acids)
Biological process (GO): double-strand break repair via nonhomologous end joining; nucleotide-excision repair, DNA gap filling; DNA recombination
Cellular component (GO): DNA ligase IV complex
Molecular function (GO): DNA binding; DNA ligase (ATP) activity; ATP binding
Source: RefSeq, a predicted model, not a curated record
GAGAGAGAAAGCUAGAGGGAGAGAGAGAGGAUCCGACUUACGACGGGGAAUUUUUUUCCGGUGGAAAGACGGAGGAGAAGUUGAUUUUUCUCCGGCGGGGAUCUCUACAGGACCAUAGGAACGAGAGGAGAAGUGAGAGGAGGUGGAGGAAGCGGAAGAUGUCGGACGAGACUGUGAAGUUUAGCGUCCUAUGCAGCAUGUUCCAGGCGAUGGUGAGGGCCAAGUCUCCGGUCAUGAAGCGAAAGCAUUUCCGGACGUUCCUCGAUCACGUCUACCGGACACGGGAGUACUUCAGCGCCAUCAGGCUGGUCCUGCCGGCGCUCGACAGGGAGAGGGGGACGUACGGGCUCAAGGAAUCGACGCUGGCGACGUGCUUGAUCGACGCGCUCGGGAUGUCGCGCGAGUCGCCGGACGCUGACCGGCUCAUCAACUGGCGAAAAGGAGGUGCCAGGGUCGGCGCUAACGUCGGGAAUUUCGCUCUGGUGGCUUUUGAGAUUCUACAAGCCAGACAAGGGGUAGCUUCUGCAGGGAUUACCAUUAAGGAGUUAAAUGACUUGCUCGAUCGUUUGGCCUCUGCUGAGAAGCGGGAAGAGAAGACUGCUGUCCUCUCUGAGCUCAUUAAGAAAACGAAUGCUCAAGAAAUGAAGUGGAUUUUAAUGAUUAUACUUAAAGACCUGAAGUUGGGAGUCAGUGAAAAAAACGUCUUUCAUGAGUUCCACCCAGAUGCUGAAGACCUGUUUAAUGUCACGUGUGAUUUGAAGUUAGUGUGUGAGAAACUGAAAGAUCGGACUCAGAGGAACAAAAGACAGGACAUUGAGGUUGGAAAGGCAGUUCGUCCUCAACUGGCAUUGCGAGUUAGUGAUGUGAAUACUGCAUGGAAGAAGCUGCAUGGUAAACAAGUGGUUGCAGAAUGCAAGUUCGAUGGUGAUCGUAUUCAAAUUCACAAGAAUGGAUCAGAGAUACACUUCUUCUCAAGGAAUUUCCUUGACCACUCUGAAUAUGGACAUGGAAUGUCAGAGGCUAUUGAGAAUAACAUUGUGGCUGAUAGAGUCAUUCUUGAUGGUGAAAUGUUAGUCUGGGACACUACAAGUGGACGAUUUGCAGAGUUUGGUUCCAACCAGGAAAUUGCCAAGGCAUGCAGAGAUGGAUUAGAAAGUGAUAGGCAGCUUUGCUAUGUUGCCUUUGAUAUUCUUUAUGUGGGAGACACCAGUGUAAUCCAUCAAAGCCUCAAAGAACGACAUGAACUUCUUCGUAAUGUAGUGAAACCAAUUAAGGGACGGCUUGAAAUUUUGGUGCCGGAUGGAGGCCUUAAUGCUAAUCGUCCUUCUGGUGAACCUUGUUGGUCUCUUCUUGUAUACAGUGUGGGGGAAGUUGAAAAGUUUUUCAAGGAAACCAUUGAGAACAGAGAUGAAGGAAUUGUGCUGAAAGAUCUUGGUUCGAAAUGGGAACCAAGUGAUCGUAGCGGCAAGUGGUUGAAGUUAAAGCCUGAUUACAUUCAUGCUGAGGCAGACUUAGAUGUGUUGAUCAUAGGUGGAUACUUUGGCUCAGGACGUCGAGGUGGUGAGGUUGGCCAGUUUUUGGUUGGACUUGCAGAAAGAUCAACUUCAAGUGGCCAUCCCACACGGUUCUUCUCAUUCUGCAGAGUUGGUUCUGGACUUUCAGAUGAUGAGCUUGAUGUUCUCAUAUCAAAGCUGAAGCCUUAUUUCAGGAGAAAUGAGAAUUCGAAGGCGGUCCCAAACUUCUAUAUAGUUACAAACAAUGCAAAGGAGAGACCAGAUGUUUGGAUAGAUAAUCCUGAAAAAUCAAUUAUACUUUCUAUUACUAGUGAUAUUCGAACUAUUAAGUCUGAGGUAUUUGCUUCACCAUACAGUUUGAGGUUCCCUCGUAUACAGAGGGUACGAUAUGACAAGCCUUGGUAUGAGUGCCUUGAUGUGCAAUCAUUUGUGGACUUGGUUCAUUCCAGUAAUGGCAACACUCAGCAUGGAAUGCAUGUUGGGACAGACCAUAUAACAAAAGAAAGAAGUUCCUCAUCAAAGAGACAGAAAAGAACUCUUGCUGUUCCUUCUCAGUUCAUUCAGACUGAUGUCUCUGAUAUUAAGGAGCAGAGUUUGGUGUUCACAAACAUGAUGUUUUACUUUGUUAAUAUUCCACCUACAUAUUCUCUGGAUUUCUUUCAUAAGCUUGUGGUUGAGAAUGGUGGUUCUUUCUCAAUGAACUUAAAUGAUUCAGUCACUCACUGCAUAGCAGCAGAAAGAAAAGGGAUCAAAUAUCAAGCUGCUGCCUGCCGUGGAGAUGUUAUCCAUUACUCGUGGGUCUUAGAUUGUUGCUCACAGAAACGCUUGUUACACUUGCAACCAAAGUACCUGCUGUUUCUUUCUGACUCCUCCAAAGAGAAGUUGCAAACAGAGGUUGACACACUGGGUGACUCGUACUUUUUGGAUCUUGAUGUUAGAGAUAUUACACAGCUAUUUGACAACAUGCACAAAGUUGAAUAUUCUAGCUCCAGUAAUUACUAUAAGAAAAAAUAUUUUCCCACUGGAAAAUGGUCUUUGUUCUGGGACUGCUGUAUUUACUUCUGCCAGCCGUUGCAGUCUGUGGACUUGGAUAUGAAGGUUCUGUCAGAGAUUGUCUUGAGAAGGCUGAAGCUUGAAGUCUCCAUUUGUGGUGGCAAAAUUAGCAGCAAUAUUGCUGAUGCUACCCAUUUAGUGGUAGUGUCGUGCGACGAGUUUCACAUGGAUUUUGAUAAAAUAUUGGAGAGCUUUCCUGCUUCCAUGGCUCCUAUUCUCCGAAGUGAACGGUUGCAUGUUCUGGGCGGCAAAUGGUUGGAAGAUUCCCUUCUGGGCCAUAAAAAGGUGGAAGAGCAAGCAUACAACUUACGUCCAAAAUCCAUGGAACUAAGUGGAUCGGACUUGUUGCUACCUGCUACUGAUGAUAAUGAGGCUGUGGCUUUGGCAUCUCAUGCCCAGGAGGGACCAAAAAGAAGGGAACUUGUCCAGUUGCCUCACAAAAGAAGAGUUAAACCUACUGGGCGAGGGAAACAGUCAGUUAAGAUUAGGACAGGUGAACAGGAAGGCAGUGGUUUAGAUGGAGAUGUCAGAGUACAAGGCCUGGAUAAAGGAAAGGAGCCGCUUCAUGAUAAGCUUGCUGGUACUCAGGCCACUCUUCCUUCCAACCAUGUGAGGACAGGGACAAAGAGAAGAUUAGUGCAGGUUUCCCGAAAAAGAAGAGCAGCAAAACCUGCUCAGCUGGGAUUUGAGCCAGCCAAUAUCAGUACAAGUGAAGAAGAAGGCAGCCCUGGUUCAGAUGGUGCAAGGACAAAAGGUUUGGCUCAAGGAGAAAAGGUAAUAAACGAUGAUAAUAUGAACAGAGCAAACAUGGAUGCAGUAGAACAUGCUCAGUUAGAUGUAGCUGGAGUACCCACAGAGUUAAAACAAGAGGCGGAAGGAUCAAUAGAUGCAGAACGUGCAAAGUUAGAAGGAAAAAGCCCAGAGAAGAAUCCUAUUUUUGAAGAGGAGAAAGGACCAGUUAUACACAGGACAGAAGUAAUGAGUGAUCCUUUGCAUGCUAUGCUGUUAGAUAUGAUCCCAGGUCUUCGCACCAAGAAUGAUGAUGGGAAAAGCUUAGCUCAGGUAAGAGAGACUCAUGAAGCAACAAAUAGCGAAGCUCCGGCAAAGAAGAAGAAAGUGAGUUACAGGGAUAUGGUUGGAGCACUUCUCAAAGAUUGAUAUUUACCAUAUCGAUCAAGAAGUUUGGUGUCCAUCAUUUUUUCUGUGAUCAGGUGGUUUGGUGUCCAAACAUGUUUGCGCAUGACCUGUGGAUGACUCUGCCUGUGAAUGAUAGUGUGUCUGAGUCCUGCCCCUGGCAACAGAUGGAUGCAUUACUCUUCGUGUGAAUAUUUCUCUGCGACAUGCCCAAGGAGGCAUACUUAUCUUUGUGGGCCAUCACAUGUCGGGAUUAUGUAAAUUUUUUCUCUCUAUGUAUUUCCUGUUUGCGUAUCAUGAUGUUGAAAUCUCUAGAUAAUGCGCAAAUAUCUACAUUGCUUCAUCUCUAGGCCCAUUGUGGAGUGAUUGCUGAGACUUGGUACCUGGAUUUGGCACAGACACAAGGUGAAUGUUUUGUAAGUAUCUUGAGUCUUAUUUUUUUGCAGGUUAUUUUGACAAUUGAUACGGCUCGACUUUGAGCCAUGUCUUGGGGAAAAAGAAUCUCAAUUUAUGAAAUCUUUAUAUAGCUUAUGAUUUAGGAU